AUGACCCUCCCCCUCCGCCUAGAUGCGCGGGCACACGCGCACGCUCCCGGCCGCCCAUCCCCUCUCCGAGAGAGAUUCGACGCAACCGACAUCCAGGAAGAACUCCGCAUCACACUCAAGUUCAAGGUUCCCCUGCCUCCCCCGCCACCACUGCCAGAAGACACGCCCUCGCCACCUUCCUCUCCGGUCAUCGCCUUUCCAUCCUCGUCACCUGACGAUGGGCGCAAGUCGCCAAAGCCCACGAGCAUGAGACUCUCCCCACCUGCACAGGUGUUCACGUACAUGCCAUACCAACCUGAAGACAAACCACUCCUCGCGACUGAGAACGAAAUUGUCGAAACUCGCGCCUCUGAGCGAGGUGGCACCAACGCACACCUCACCGCGCGGCUACGGACGCUUGAAGCCCGCCGUGCCGAGCUGCAGCGAUCGAUUUCCGAGACGGAGACGUUGCGGACGGGAUACAUUGUCGACAUUAUGGCGGAGAAACAGAACGGCAAGGGCGGGGAAGAGGCGGAGGAGUUGAGGCGCUUGUGCGACUGGUUGGACGAUGACCUCGCGUACGAUCGGCACGCGUUGACUGAGCUUGAGGACCGGAUUCGGCAGUGGGAGCGAUAUGUAGACCAGGUUGCGCAGGGUGACGUUUGCUCGCGCCCGCGUUCACUUUGCAAGAAGCGUCCGCGUGAGGAGGACGAAGAGGGCAAGGUGUCGAGCAAAGUGUCUCGGCCCAAGGUGAACUCUGGUUGCGGACGACGAGACAUGGACAACCUCGACUGA
Cutaneotrichosporon cavernicola is the source of this 774-nucleotide messenger RNA. RefSeq lists its product as uncharacterized. The record is from RefSeq and is a predicted model, not a curated record. The coding region runs from base 1 to 774 and encodes 257 amino acids. NCBI's taxonomy places the organism in Eukaryota, Fungi, Basidiomycota, Tremellomycetes, Trichosporonales, Trichosporonaceae. The transcript has 2 exons.